Messenger RNA from Drosophila hydei, 2676 nucleotides. RefSeq names its product titin. Gene Ontology annotation, cellular component: axon; plasma membrane; neuronal cell body. The record is from RefSeq and is a predicted model, not a curated record. The transcript has 7 exons. Gene Ontology annotation, molecular function: axon guidance receptor activity. Gene Ontology annotation, biological process: homophilic cell-cell adhesion; synapse organization. Lineage: Eukaryota; Metazoa; Arthropoda; Insecta; Diptera; Drosophilidae. The coding region runs from base 215 to 1732 and encodes 505 amino acids.
GUUCUCUCUCAGAAAGCGUCGCGACGGGUACGAAAGGCCGUGUAGCGCACAGCUAAAAAAUAUUUACUCCUAUCAAUACUACCAUUAAUUAACAAUCUACCUCCGAUAGCGCAACAAGCUCAAAGGCAAAUAAGAAUUUGAAUAGUGCGCAAGCUGCCAAAAACAAACCAAAAACAGUCAAAAGAAAAAAAAAACCAAGUUAAAAGCGAUAACAAUGAGAGGAGCUGCGACAUGGACGUUACUCAUUUGUCUGCUAAUUGGACUAUUUUAUGGCGACAUUUGUCGUGCGUCACCGAUUGGCGGAGAGGAUGCCCCACUUUCGGACUACCAGGACGAUGAUUAUGAUUACGAUGGCGAGGACGAGUCGACAAACUCAGAGGGGCCGCCCGCCGAAAUUGUGGAAGAGGUGCAAAGCGAGCCGCCCUACUUUGAGCAAUCAGAUGUUAGCAUCGAGGCCAGGCCAGGUGAUGAUGUGAUCAUCAAUUGUGAUGCACGCAACUUUGCAAUUAAGAACAUUGCGCUGUGGUACAAGAAUGCCACACUCUUGGCCACCGGGCAGAGUGCGAUCAACAAUCGUGUGGAAGUCAUGAAGAACAACUCGCUGCGCAUUACGGGCGUGACGAAGGAGGAUGCGGACGACUAUUACUGCGAGGUGUUGCCGCAGAACGUGAGGCAGCAUACAGCGCUACGUGUGGGCGCCAAGCUGUCGAUCCUCUGCGACGAUCGCGAUGCAACGGAUCGCUCGCAGACGUUCAAGCAAGGCGACCGACACAAGCUCACCUGCCAAACGUUCCUGCACACCAAGACAGACAUCAAAUGGUCCUUCAAUGGUCAGCGGCUGCACACAUCGGAGAAAGACGCUGCCGAGGGCGUCGUAGUGCUGGACAAUGUGGACGAGGAGAACGCUGGAGUGUAUCAGUGCCUCGGCGACGAUGGCAGCGCGGAUCCACCACAUGGCAUGGUCACCAUCGAUGUCCAGUACAGCCCCAAGGUGUCCACCCAUCGGCAUCACGUCAACACUAUUGAGGGCGACACUGCGGAGCUCUACUGUGACUAUCGCGCCAGUCCCAUUGCCAUUAGCUUCUUCAUCAAGGACGGCAAGACGCUGUCCCUGUCCGAGAAGUACUCGAUCAAGAACUCGCUGCACAAGGAGCACAAUCGCACCACGCUCAUCAUCAAGAAUGUGGAGGCCAGCGAUCUGGGCGAGUAUCUGUGCCACGUUGAAAAUGCCAUUGGCUCCAAUGAGGUGCGCAUCCAGCUGAGCUAUCACCCCGAGACGCCGCAGUUCGAGAACAGCUCCAUCAAUGGCAAUGAGAUCACAAUGCACUGGCUGGUCCGCAGUCUCCAGCCUCUCUCCGAGGCCAUGCUGGACUACAAGCUGUCAAUGUCGUAUACGUGGAGCACGGUAUCCAUCAUACACACACAGCGACACGACAAGGACAAGGGCAUCUGGAAGAUCACACAUCAAAUGGAACUGACGCCUGGUCUGUGGCAUGCGCGCAUCAAGACAAAGAAUACCGAGGGCUGGUCCAACUUCUCGCCCGACCACGACAUACUCAUCAAGGAUCAAGAGGAAUCCACGGAAAUCGACGACGGAGUUGUGCCACCGGAUGACUUGGUGCGCGCGGGCUUUGGUGUUGGAGCUGGCUCCAAGAGCAACUCGGCGUGUACGAUGCGAAUGCUGCCCGCAGUGAUGCUAGUCGGAGUUAGUAUAGCUAUGCUGCGACUCUAAGGAGACUACGAUGCAGAGAACAGGGCCGUGGCGACUGUAUAUACGUGUUUCUCGUUACAUGUUUUGCUUGUGCUGUGCCUUGAACCCGGCAACUGGCAGUAGCAGCUUACCCAUAAGAAAUGCCAUUGCACGAAACCGAAAGAAAGAAAAUACCCAAGUAUUCUAAUUAUACAUGCAAAUGCUAAUGCGCCUCAAAGGCCCCCACGCAAGGGGGCAAUGUUAAUGUUAAUCUAAAUUCAAUCAAGCAUAGGCAUAAUUCACUAAAAAACACUUGUGCCAACUACCAUAAACAGCAACGAUAUGGACGAUACGGAAGGGAGCUUAGUUUAAUUAAAAGUUAAGAUGGAUUACUGCGACGAUCGGUUGAAAACCGCCCAAAACUUAGCAUAUAAUAUUUAUUUGUUUGUAUGUACGGAUAGUUAACACUGAAGAUUUCUAGAAUCCAGCAAAUAGAAGGAGAUUGAGAAUCACAUACACGCACACAUGCCUGAACUAAGGCUUACGGGAAUGUAAAUAAAAUGAGGGCAAGUGAGGACCGAGUGACGUGUGGGCCGAUGAUGAUCAUGGGAAUAGGAAAAACUUUUUAUUUAAUCAUAAUUUUUCGAAUAUUGUGAACUUUUGAAAUAUUAAACGAUAACUAGACCAAAGCUUAAAUAUACAUGUGUACCUACCCACAUACAUACAUAUGGAUAAAAUGGAUUGUUAUAUAAGGAAGCAAGGAAGCAGGAAGAAACCCGGAUGAUACUUAUUUAUAGUUAAGAGAUGAGUACUUAUGUAAUAACUACGAAUAUCUAUAAUCAGGUGAGGAGGAGAAGUUAGUCGCUUAUUCAUUUGGGCUUCGAUUGAAAUUUGUUCGCUACAAUACCUGAGAAAUUGCCAUGCAAAACGCCGACCAUACAGUUCGAUGAUAUAUAUAUAUAUAUAUAUUUAUGUAUAUGUAUAUA